Messenger RNA from Hirundo rustica (Barn swallow), 1086 nucleotides. RefSeq lists its product as uncharacterized. The coding region runs from base 181 to 861 and encodes 226 amino acids. NCBI's taxonomy places the organism in Eukaryota, Metazoa, Chordata, Aves, Passeriformes, Hirundinidae. The transcript has 2 exons. The record is from RefSeq and is a predicted model, not a curated record. Gene Ontology annotation, molecular function: nucleic acid binding.
GAGAGCACCUGGCCAAAGAAACGCACGCAGAGACAGACCCAUCAGGCUUGGCGUGCGCUGUGGAGUCUCCAGAUACAGGACUCUACAGGCCAGGGCUGCAGUUUUCUUCCUUGGACUCAAAUAUCCCAUCGGAGUGCUGCAAAAAAGCCCACGACCGGCAAGCUGCCUAGGGAUGGCCACAUGUUCGUGGAAAAAAGGACCCUAGGAUCAGAGACUGAAAGUUCUUUUUGCACCAAAGAGGGGUCUCUAGGUAAAAGGAGAGGUUGGGAAAGAAAGGAAAGAAUCGCUGGAAUUUUGGUUAAGAAUAAGGGAGCACAGGAACAGCUCCUGGAGGAGACGGCUCUGGCCGAUGCAGACGAGCAGUGCAAGGCAGCUAUCCUCAGCCUGUCUAUAGAACCAGCUCCAGCUUUACAUGACAUGCUCCAGGUGUGUGCCAGGAAGAUUCCCUUCAUAAAAGCUCAUCAAAACCACAAUUCCAGAGUCAAGCCACCACAAAAAGCUGCUGCAAACACCGUGCUUCCUGUACCUAUACCACGGCCACUGCCCAAGAGAAGAACAAAGUGUCUCCUGUGCGAUCAGGCUGGACCUGGGGUAUCUCAAUGCCCUUUGAAGAAGCCAUUUCUGGACUUUCAGGACAAUGGGGGCGGGAGGUCUCAAAGGUCUAAAGGGAAUUUUUCAAAGAAACUAGAAAAUGUAAAUGUUAAACUAAAUAAUCUUGCUUUAACCAAUUCUGCCUUUCAGCAAAAGUCACCAGAUAUGAUAGUAAAGGAUCCAGUGACCAGAGAAACAAAAAAUCCUCAUGAUCAGGUUACCUGGGGUUGUGGGUACGCCUAUGUGUCCACUCCCCCAGGUCUCAAGUAGGUGCCAGCUGAGGGGGUGAAACCUUUCAUCCCUAAAACUGCAAAACCCCCUGCAGAGGGCCCACAAGUGGCCAGUGCUGCCUGGAGGAGGAGAAAGCGCUGAACCCUCUCCUUCUAAUUAUCAUUAUUCCUUGACAGUGUCUUUCUAAACAGUUUGCACUAAAGGUCAUUUUUCUUUUGUAACUUUAAAGGUACUCAAGGUCCAAACUCUGAGCAUCUCCCACGA